This is a messenger RNA of Apis florea (little honeybee), 1117 nucleotides long. It is a transcript of the gene Tl, whose product is annotated as toll like receptor. The record is from RefSeq and is a predicted model, not a curated record. Gene Ontology annotation, biological process: signal transduction. Gene Ontology annotation, molecular function: protein binding. Lineage: Eukaryota; Metazoa; Arthropoda; Insecta; Hymenoptera; Apidae.
AAAUUGAACAUGUUCUAAACAAAAUUUAAAUAUCAAUUAAUUUUAUAUUUUUCAGUUGGAAUUACACAACAAUAAUAUCAGUAAAUUAGAGCCAAAUGUUUUACAAUUUCUAAACAAUAGUCCGUCGUUAACAUUGCAUGGAAAUCCAUGGAUAUGCGAUUGUGAUACGAAAGAUUUACUUAGCUUUAUACAAACGAAGAUUUCAGACAUUCGUAAUUCUUCCCUAAUUACUUGCAAAGAUAUGAAUAUUUCGAUGAUAAAAAUGACAGCAGCAGAUUUCUGUCCCACUUACACUACGUUAAUCGUAUCAUUAAGUUUUUCUUUAGCUGUCUCAGGUAUGAUAAUUGGUCUGCUAGCAGCAAUUUAUUAUAGAUAUCAACGAGAAAUUAAAGUUUGGCUGUAUGCACAUCAAUUUUGCUUAUGGUUAAUAACAGAAGACGAAUUAGACAAAGAUAAAUUGUAUGAUGCAUUUAUAAGUUAUUCACAUAAAGAUGAAGAUUUUGUUGUGAAUGAAUUAGUUUCAAAAUUAGAAAAUGGACCUAAACCAUUUAAAUUGUGUCUGCAUUUUCGUGAUUGGCUAGCUGGAGAAUGGAUACCAACACAAAUUGCGCGUUCUGUUGAAGAAUCUAGGCGAACGAUAGUAGUUCUAUCACAUUUUUUGGAAAGUGUUUGGGGACGAAUGGAAUUUAGAGUGGCGCAUUGUCAAGCACUUAGCGAACGUAGAUCAAAAGUUAUUUUAAUUUUAUAUGAUGAAAUUGGUCCCAUUAAUAAUUUAGAUCCAGAACUCAAGGCAUAUAUGAGCAUGAAUACAUAUGUAAAAUGGGGUGAUCCUUGGUUUUGGGACAAAUUGCGAUAUGCGUUACCACAUACUGAAUUUACAAAGAGUGUUAUAAGAAAAAAAAUUUUUCAAAAGCACCAACCAUGUAUACAAAUUAAAGGCGAGAAGAAAGAGCUAAUUUAUCCAAUUGAUACUCUUGAAACACUUCCUGCAACAAACACUCCACCAGCAGAUACUCUUAAAACAUUUAUAUGUGAUAAGAAGGACAGUGAUAAUAAAGAGAAUUCUCAAAAUCUUUCUUCAUCAGAUUGCAACACCAAACUUAUUCUUUCAACAGAA